Messenger RNA from Morone saxatilis (striped sea-bass), 3404 nucleotides. RefSeq names its product N-acetylglucosamine-6-sulfatase-like. NCBI's taxonomy places the organism in Eukaryota, Metazoa, Chordata, Actinopteri, Moronidae. Gene Ontology annotation, biological process: glycosaminoglycan metabolic process. The record is from RefSeq and is a predicted model, not a curated record. Gene Ontology annotation, molecular function: N-acetylglucosamine-6-sulfatase activity; glycosaminoglycan binding.
AUGCUGGUGGCGAACGUCGACCUCGGUCCGACCAUGUUGGACAUCGCCGGCAUCAACGUCAACAAGACGCAGAUGGACGGGAUGUCCUUCCUGCCCGUGAUGGAGGGGAAGAUGAACAGCAGCAGCUGGAGAACAGACAUCCUGGUGGAGUACGAAGGAGAAGGAAGCAACGUGUCGGACCCCGCCUGCCCUCUGCUGGGACCAGGAGUGUCGGAGUGUUUCCCAGACUGUGUGUGUGAGGACUCGUACAACAACACCUACGCCUGCGUGCGCACCGUCGCCCCCUCUGCCAACCUGCAGUACUGCGAGUUCGAUGAUAACGAGGUGUUUGUCGAAGUGUACAACGUGACAUCGGACCCCUUCCAGCUGACCAACAUCGCAAAGACCAUCGACCAGGAAGUGCUGGAGAAGAUGAACCAUCGGCUGAUGAUGCUGCAGUCCUGCUCCGGACAGUCGUGUCGGACGCCCGGCGUUUACGAUCCGAGGUAUAAAUUUGACCCUCGACAGAUGUUCAGCAGCCACAGCUGGCGGAUCAGCAGACUCCGACAGAAGAUGAAAUAAGACGAAGGAGGACGGAUGGAGGGAGGAGACGGAGGAAGAAGGGCUGUAUUGUAUUUUGUAUUCGGCCUUUCCUGCUGUUGUUGCCUUGUUUUCAGACCUCCUGAGCCAGUCUCUUUGUAGAUGGAUGCAGAAGGGAUCACGUGGGGUCAUGUUAUGGGUGGGAGGCCUCUCUGGGUGCAGAACCCACCUUCAGUCAGUAGGUGUGCAGGGAAAGCCAAAUUAUUCAGGAUGGAUUCACACUCGCAACCUUUCAUUCACUGAUUGUCUGCACGCUCACAAUCCCCGCCCCCGAUUCUCUCGGAGAAUAUCAGCAUAUCAAUAAUCAAAGCUUUUUCUUUUACUCGUCUGAGUUGGUUUUUUGGUGCAUUUGGUCUGUUUCUGUUCGUUGCACUAAAAGUGUGGAAAAAUUGUGGAUACGUAAUUUUCGCUGUAACAGAUUUCCAUCCAGACCAAAUGUGUCUGAUGUGACGCUACUGUAAUGUGAAUAUCAGGAGUUUAAUCAUCGUUAAACUUUGUUGGAAUUUUCAGUUUCUACAUCAGUUGUUUUAAUCGAGGUGGAAAUGUAGUCAGAUUACAAACAGCAGUUACCUUCUACAGAUUAUUACAAAAUCAAUCGAAAACUUUAAGUAAAACAUUCUUGAUCAAGUAGCUUUAGUAAUUUUAAGUGACACUUAAUUUGUAGUUUUUAUUUGUACUCGUUACUGUAACUAAAACUACAGUAACUAACUUACUAAAACUGCUUAAUCAAAGAAUCCUAUUAUAUUAUUACGAUUAUAACAUUAUUGUUCAAGUUAUUCAUUAUUUUAAAAAUGAAUCCAGUAGUAGUAGUGAGUGAGUGCUGUCCUUUAUUACCGAGGGAUCCUCUGUGUACUCGUACAACUACACUGGAUAAUCUGAUGAUGACCGACUGCACCAAAGAACCUGACAGUCAGUUUAUCUUCUGCUCUAUGAAACAGAGCGUAGGAGGACAACUGGGAGAAACAGCGCCACCUACAGCCCGUAGAGGCCCAGUGUCGACAUGAAGUAACUUAAAGUUUGAUGUUAGAAAUAUACAGUAAGGUGUCAGAUACUAACCAGCAUAUGUUGUAUCAUUUUGUUAAUAGUUAGCAUUAAUAAUCGCUAUAUGGACGAUAUCAGAGGGUUUUAGGGUUAUUGAGGGUGUUGAAUCUAAGGAUGGGACAAUGUAGUUGCAGUUAUUUUUUUGUAACAUGAAAGGUUCGUACAAAAAGGCUGUUUAAACCACGAAGGGACACUUUUCAGCUCGCGGUGGGCUGGUUUUGGUUAAUCUUGAGGUUAUUUAUAUGCAUAAUGCCCAGAAAGAUCACUGUCAUUGGUGCAAAUGUUCAGACGUAAUAUUUAAAGUUUAUAAGCAUUUUGUCACUGACCUCCAUCUUUGUCGCUGUGAUUCUGUUUUAAGCACAUAAAUAAUCCCAAAAUCUGCCAACCAGGAGCUGAAAUGUGGCGACAACGUCUGGUUUAAACGUCUACUUUGUGCUUUGAAUGGAUUCAACAUCUUCACUAACUCCCAAACCUCCUACAUUGUCCAGAUCAGCCAAUCAGCUGCUGAAAUAUUGAUUAUGCUCGCAUUAGGUUAGUGCUGGGGACCCACACUGUACAUUUCUAACAUAAAACUUUGGAGUUGGCGACAAGCAGACGAACAGGAAGUAAAACCUUCAUUAAACACCAGUGAUCAAUAUUUUCUCCCACAGUCGGCAGUAUUCUGGAAAAAUGACUGAAUGAAUUCACUGAAACUGACACAGAAUCGCAAUAAAUCAGACGCACAGAAUCACAUGACUUUUACAACGUAUGCGACUCAACAGAAAACAGUUUAAUAAAACAACUUUUGACUGAAAACAGAAUUCAUACAUUCAUACGUAUAUUCAGUGUCUCGACUGAGCGUUAAAGCACCUUUUUCAUUCACAAAUCUCACUAUCACUUUUCAUCUUUUCUUCUUAUGUUUUGUAAAUUCUUUGUCAUCUUUUUGAUUUUAAUCCGUCACGUGUUGCACAUUUCAUACCGAGUUCAUUUGAAAACAUGAAUUUGUAGGUUGGAGUCGAGUAUUUGAAUAAUUAUUUCAUGUUUGAGGGAUUUGACUGAGCCACUGGUUCCUAACGUGAGGAAGGAAGUUCAGAAAGACGGAAGAUAAAUCUUGCCAAAAAAAGAAAUCAAGUUUUAUAUCAGUUGUUUUUAGUUUUCUGGGUUGGAUGUGAGAACUUUAAAAGGCCAAAUAAAAGUUUAAUUUGACCAGUAACGUUUGAAAUAGAGAAAUAAUCUAUAUUUGAUGUUUCAAUGCGACCUCCUUCAUACUUUAAGGGAACUAAACAUAAUGUCUUUAAUUCUUUUUGUGGCCCUGCCUUUAUGUUUCUACAGUCAGUGUUAAAUUAAUUAUAGUAUUAUUAUUAACAUCCAACUGAAGACCUGAUUCAGAGAGUUGAAAUAUUAAACAAGGUGACAUUCAGAAAGUCUCUCUGCUACGUCUGCAUGACGUCUGUUGUCAAAUCUUUUUUUAAUUUUGCUCGUGAGUUAUUGUCUUUCCGAAGAAACUGGUUAAUUGUGAAUCGUUGGUUUUCUGUUCGCUCGUACAGCUCGUUCUUCCUCUGUUCGACGUGAGAACACCGAGCUCUAAAGUCAACAAACACGCUGUGAUUAGUUUCCCUCUCGAAGCCGAUCACCUCGUUUCCGUUCACUGAUGCACUUUCCAACCUGUUAGGAUGUCUUUUUGUUUUUGGAACCCGUCGUUUUAUUUUCAGAGUAGUUUUUGAUGAUGAUGAUGAUGAUGAUGAUGAUGAUGAUGUAUUUUAGGCUUGUGUGUUUUUGUCCAAAUAAAUUCUCUAAAUAUCUCA